This is a messenger RNA of Drosophila sulfurigaster albostrigata, 1727 nucleotides long. RefSeq lists its product as uncharacterized. The record is from RefSeq and is a predicted model, not a curated record. The coding region runs from base 157 to 1659 and encodes 500 amino acids. The transcript is spliced from 4 exons. NCBI's taxonomy places the organism in Eukaryota, Metazoa, Arthropoda, Insecta, Diptera, Drosophilidae.
AGAAAACACGGUCACACUGUUAGUAUUCAAUUCGCUUACAAGUCGUGAGAAUGUCGGUGCGCAGCAGCAUGAAUCAGGAUUAUACGAUCAUCAGCCGAUGGAUGCACAAAACUCGAGUGGCAAAACGCUCUUAAGGAUAACGGCUCCAUCACCCAAAUGUAUGAAGAAUACAUUGAUUUUACAAACAACGCAGAUCAUUUUAAAAAGUUUAUAAAUUUGCUGUACGAAUAUUGUCCGAAUCUGUCGCAUGUUCGCCUGGUGUUUUCUGGCGAAAUCAACGAUGUCCCAGAAUGUGGUCUCGUGGAAGCCGUUUUACGGUUACCAAAUGUUCAGUGCUUAACCCUAAUUGAUGCUCCUUCAAUAGCGUUGUUUGAACUGCAAAAUGAUUCGAAUCAAUUGACAACAUUGAAUUUAUGUGGCGUUGAUAAGGAAAUAAAGAGUUCUACAAACUCUUUAGGUGGUAUACUUGGAUCUAUGAAAAAGCUGCAUAGUUUUGUUUAUAACCACAAAGACGACAACGAUCAAAUCGUUGAAACUUUGGCUCAUUUACCAAAUCUGAAAGCACUAACGUUACUAUAUUUGCCCCGGAGCGAAUUUUUGCAAUUGAAAAAAUGCAAGCAACUGGAAGUAUUGUACAUUUACAAUACCUAUGAAAAAGUCAGCACUGAAGACUUCUUAGAUGUCUUCUCAUCAAUGAGAAAUUUGCAUACUUUAUCAAUAGUAUUUUUGGAGGAGAAUAUGCAUUUAACCAAGAAAUUUUAUAAAUUGAGAGAGUUUUGCCCACAACUUACUUGCCUUACCCUGAAUUGUUGUUUGGAUAAGUUUGGAGACUUCGCAAAACUAAAAUAUCUGAAAAUUGAUGACGACGUGUGGUCGGUUCAAUUGGAUAAAUUGUUGACAAAUCUUUGCCCCAUUUACGCUAAACGAUUACAAAUCUUGGACAUAAGCAAAGCCCAUGCAAAUUCAACUAAAUUUAUGAGGCUAAAAAACUUAAAAGGGUUUCUAUGUGGAAAAUGUCCAAAAAGUUUUUAUUCAUAUUUUUCGGAAUUGUUGAAACUUGAAUUCUUGUCUUUUGAAAUAUUUGAAGAAAACUUAAACCAAAUCACAAAAAUAAUCAAUUCAUGCAGUCAACUGAGAUAUCUGCGCCUGCCCCUAAAAAUUGAAGAUGUUGGCGAUCUGGUUAAGAUUUUACCAGAUAUUCUAUCUUGGCGUAACAUUGAACCCGAUAAUCCAUUUGUGCUGUCUCUGGGUAUUGGCUCUGUAGUUGGUGAAAUAGAAGAUGAGCUAAAAAUGCAUCCACAUGGGAACUUACUGCAGUUGGACUGGAAUGGGAAAGUGUUUACCUCUAAGCUGAAAGAGCUAAUCGCUUCGUUAGGAAGAAAUGCGAAUGAAGAAACUGCAAUGAAAACGAAAACUAUAUUUCAAAAUCCUUGCAAAAUGGCUGGUGAUGGUUUAAGCUUAGGCGAUCGUUGGAUGUCGAAUGCCAAUUACAAAAUUGCUCUUAAAUCGUGUAGUAAGAAAUUUAGUCUGGAGUAUGAUGAGGAAUUGAUUAACAGAUGCCGAAAUAAGACUAUUAACAAUACUGAUUAUGAGCUAUCGAACCAGAUAGAUGCUUUUAAUUUCAAGUAUCAUGCUCUUGAUGAACACAAUGAGCUAUAAGAAAUGAAAAUUUAAUUGGUAGUUUUGUAAUAUUACUUUUUCUAAAACUACAGUGAAAAUGGAUUUUU